This is a messenger RNA of Fundulus heteroclitus (mummichog), 1083 nucleotides long. Its product is annotated as anoctamin-9-like. The annotation marks the transcript as partial. Gene Ontology annotation, molecular function: chloride channel activity; protein dimerization activity. Gene Ontology annotation, cellular component: plasma membrane. Gene Ontology annotation, biological process: chloride transmembrane transport. NCBI's taxonomy places the organism in Eukaryota, Metazoa, Chordata, Actinopteri, Cyprinodontiformes, Fundulidae. The record is from RefSeq and is a predicted model, not a curated record. The transcript has 12 exons.
GCCGACACUGGAGAGAAAGGUUGUUGUUAUCUGGGAGGUCGCCGCUGGUUCCCCUCAUCAUGCCGGGCCACAAGAGGCAGUCAAGUAUGGAGCUCCUGGAAUUAAUGGGAGUGGUGAAGGAAAAUGGAAAUGAGCAGUCAUCAUUUCCUCCUGUGUUCACUUCGCUGUCAUACGACUACGUCCUGGUCGCCAAAACGAUCGAUGACCAGGAGAGGGAUGCCUUCAUUAAACAGACCCAAUUCAUCAACGAGCUGAGGAAGAAGAAUUUCAAAGUGACAAAAAUCUCCGAUAAUUAUCUCGUCUUCUAUGGGAUCCAAGCACCGAAGGAAAUAUUCCAGAAGUACAUGUAUCUGCUGAAAGUAUCUGACACCUGCAACUGGAGCUCGAAUCAAAAGGACCUUUCUCUGAGCACAAGGAUAAGGAUCGUCCAUUUCAUAAUACAUCGCACAUGUAUCCACUCAGGAGAAAAUCUACGGGAUCUUCUGAAGGCGAAGGUUUUUGAGGCAAGAUUCUGUUUACAUGAGAGAAGGAGACAGAAAGAGCUGAAGAAGAGCUGGGCACGAUGGUCAGCCUGUCUCCAAGGGCAACCCAUAACUGCUGUCAGGAACUACUUUGGGGAGAAGGUAGCUUUGUACUUCCUGUGGCUGGGAUGGUACACAUGGCUACUCAUCCCACCAGCUCUUAUAGGGAUCUUGGCCUUUCUCUAUGGCCUCAGCUUCUUCAACAGUUCGCCCCUCAUAAAAGAGGUUUGUGAAUCUGACAGAGUCAUGUGUCCGCUUUGUGACGAGGGUUGCAAAGUGUGGAAGCUUUCAGAGACCUGCUCAUAUGCCAAGCUGAGCCUGCUGUUCGACAACAAUGGCACGGUGCUCUUCGCUAUGUUCAUGGCAAUAUGGACAACACUGUUUCUGGAGUUCUGGAAGAGACAUCGGGCAACUUUUGUGUGCGAAUGGAAAGUGUCGGAGUGGUCUGAAUCAGAGGAGGAACUGAUUCUGGAAAUUGUGAACGAUAGUGACUGUCACCCAAAUGAGUACAAGCAUUCUUACCUUCCACAGCACUCUGGUAUUGAUCUGUGUCACCAUUAUG